AUGAGCAACAGCGCGAAGCCCCUCGUGGCCUGGGCCAGUGAUGAGGCUCGGCGGUUCUUCCGCGCCUUCCACAAGUAUGGGACCGAGUUUGACAAGGUGUCCCGUGCGGUGGGCAGCGGCCGGAGCCCGGAGCAGUGCGAGGCCCUGCAUCGCCAGCACCAGGCCUUUCUGUCCCUGGACAAGAAGUUCCAGUCGGAGAUCGUGUUCAUCGCCAUGACCGAGGACAGCGAUGGCAAGGACGGCCGGGAGCGGUCGUCUGGGGCGGGGAACGACGCCAGCGACCCGGGCGUGGGGUCGGAGGCCACUCCCGCGCCCAGCAGCAGCGGCCAGAAGGCCACCGGCGCCGCCAGCGGCAGCAACGCGCGCGGGGGGGACGCAGACGCCGACAGCGUGCUUCGCGCCUCGGAGGCCGGCAGCGGCGCCGCGCAGGAUGGGGCGCCGCAGCAGCGGACCCUGGCGUCCACGCGCAAGACGGUGAAUGUGGAGGGUCGCGCUCCAGGAGCAGCGCCCAGCGCGGCGCCCAGCGUGUCGGAGGCCAGCAACCUGGCGCCCGCCCCCGCCGUGCCCGGCACCAAGCCGCCCUACUACGUGCUGGGCGCCACGCCGCAGUCCGGGCCGGGCCUCCCAGCGGCGGCCCUCUGCCCGGCGCCCGGCGCAGGACUGGCGGGCGGUGCGCCCGCGCUCUCCGCGCCGGGGACCGCCGCUCCGGGACCGCCGCCGCACCCGCCGCCGCCCGGCAGCACGGCCUCGGUGCGGCCCCAGGCGGCGGCGGCGGCGCUGCUCUCCGAGCUCACCAUGGCCAUGCACAAGAAGGAGGCGCUGGUGGCGCAGCUGAACCUGAUGAAUGACGAGGCGGCGGCGGGGGUGCACACCGACUCGGCAGGCGGCGCGCAGAACCCGGGCUUCGUCCGCGCCUUUGCGUCGGUGAUCGUGCAGCUCAAGGCCGUCAGCGACCGCAUCUUCGAGAAGUUGCAGGAGCUGCGCGACGACGGGGGCCCUGGCGGCGCCGGCCCCGACGCCUACGGCCCGGCGCCGCGCGGCGACGACGGCGGCGGCGAGGCCCAGGGCCCAGCCCUCUCGCCCGCCGACCUGGCGCCCGAGGCCCUGGCCGCCGCCUCGCUGGAGGCCGCGGAGCGCGUGGUGGAGGCCUGUCGCGGCCAGCUGGCCGGCGGCGCCAGGCGCUCGGGGCAGGCGACUGGCGAGGGUGGUGAAGAUGAUGCGGCUGGUGGAGGAGGCGACGAGGCACCUGCAGGCGGAGGCACGAGGGCAGGCGCAGGCGGGGACGCCGGCGGCGAUCUCGCGGCGGGCCCGAGCACGGGCGCGGAGGAGCCUGCGAGCCCGGAUGCCGCCGCCGCCGCCGCCGCCCAGCGCAGCCGCGGCGGCGUGGACUGGGGCUCCGCGUCCGGCCGCCGCCUGACGCGCCUGAUCCAGAGCUGCGUCCAGACGCUGCUGCUGCUCCAGCGCGGCACCACCGCGCCCGUGCCCAUGGCCGCGCUGGCGGCCGCGUUGGACGUGGCCAUCGCCGGGGUCCGGCCCCACGCGCCCGCCAACGAGGGGCUGCUGACGGAGGGGAUCCCCGGCUGA
This is a messenger RNA of Auxenochlorella protothecoides, 1584 nucleotides long. RefSeq lists its product as hypothetical. Gene Ontology annotation, biological process: regulation of transcription by RNA polymerase II; DNA-templated transcription; regulation of cell cycle. Bases 1 to 1584 code for a protein of 527 amino acids. Lineage: Eukaryota; Viridiplantae; Chlorophyta; Trebouxiophyceae; Chlorellales; Chlorellaceae. Gene Ontology annotation, molecular function: DNA binding. The record is from RefSeq and is a predicted model, not a curated record. Gene Ontology annotation, cellular component: nucleoplasm; transcription repressor complex. The transcript has 5 exons.